Molecule: messenger RNA, 1527 nt
Organism: Durusdinium trenchii
Lineage: Eukaryota; Dinophyceae; Suessiales; Symbiodiniaceae
Source: the annotation of a GenBank genome assembly
UUUUGGUUCAGUCAAGUUCGCUUGACGCCAUGGCACGACAUUGUUGCCUUGUGUUCCUGUUGAUAGCAACGCAGGCGCACAAGGUCCAGAGGAAUGUAGCACUGCGAGGAGGAGGAGUACAUGAUCAUCAGCUCCGUGUGUGCAAUGCGUACGCCUAUGAAGCUGCAGUGGACAUCCUUGUGGGGGAAGACAAACUCACGAAGGAUAAGCCUCUUCCCUACCGACAAUGCCAUGAUUUUCAGGUUCUGCUGCAGGCCAACGACAGGCUAGACUUCCGAAUUGGCAAUGCCACGACUGGAACAUUUUCAGUGUCAGAGUUGCCGCCCACAGAUGCAUUGCUAUUGCUGGUAGUAUUCCGCCAUGAUGUUGAAAGCACUGCCGUUUCCUUUGAGUCACACGUCUUCAUUCCGGCCAAGACCCCACAGGUGGCCAUUAUUGACACCUUCUUGGGCACCAGUGACUUCAAGCCAGUGAUUUGGGAUGGGAAUCAGACUGAGAAGCUGCGAUUUGGGAGGGUCAUCUCUGUGAAUCCGGGCAAGUACACGAUCCAGCUACAAAAUGAGGAAAAUGAAACCGAGGAUGCAGUUUCCAUGGAGACCAGACCAGGUGAGAACUACGUGGCUUUGCGAAUAGGUGCACGAGUACAGCACGGUCCAAGCUUUCGUGAGGAGCUGAUCACGUUCCCGCAGGCGAAGGCUGACAUGUUUGGCCGCAGCACCGCAUUUAUGGCAGUUGCGUCAAAAGAAGAGAAGGAGGUACAUUUUAGAUCGAGGGCAUCUCCCAGGCUCCGUGUUUGUCAUGCCUUCCCAUCAGAUGAGCCCAUGUCGGUUGCUUGGCGCGACAUGGUGCUCACUGGCGACCAGCCUCUGACCUACAAAACCUGCAGAGACUUGCAAGCUGCUGCCCUGAAGGUCGGAGAGGAGCUCCACAUCGGUUUGCGGAACGGUCCCAGCAACACUUUCCAGAUCUCUGAUUUUCCUGAAGGAGAACCAGAGGGAACGCUAUUGCUGGUUUGUUUUCGCCGUGGCCGCAGUACACUCGACCUCGAGUUCCACUCGCAUGCCUUUGCACCGACACGCAACAGCUCUGCACAAAUGGCAAUUCUUGACACCUAUGAUGGGCCAGUGAAGUCUGAGAUGUCGGAGCUGCACGUGGGCAGAGCGGGUGAAGUGAACGCAGGUGGUGGGGAGACGGUGUCCUUUGAUAGCAUCGUGACAGUGAAUCCGGGCGACUACAAGCUCUGGCUAGUGGAGGAUUCCAAGACUAAGGAUGAGGUGGGCUUCGAAGUUGAAGCUUUAUCCAGCUAUGUGGUCUUGCGCGUGGGCGGCGAAGCUCACGAAUCCUCCGGAAACAAAGAGUUCCCCCAGGAGUUGGUAGUCUUUCCUUAUACAGAGCUCAGCAGUGAUAUCUUCCACCGUCACAGGAGCUCGGCCUCGUCAAUGGCUGUGCCCCUCCUGGCAUUGUUGGCCCUUUGGGCCAUGUAAGUGGUUUGGCGCCGCGAAAAGAUCACUGCGCGCGCAAUGAGGG